Rhopilema esculentum is the source of this 408-nucleotide messenger RNA. Lineage: Eukaryota; Metazoa; Cnidaria; Scyphozoa; Rhizostomeae; Rhizostomatidae. The record is from RefSeq and is a predicted model, not a curated record.
AUGCGAAGAACCAAGACAAAUCUGAACGCUAUAGAAGUCUUUAUCAAAAUAAUUAAGCGGGAUCACGAUCCAACCAACCCCGGCGAUGUCAUCUUACAGGCACAAGUCUGGUGCUCAGAAAAGGCAGGAAAAAAGAUCCGAGAAAAAGAAGCAAAGAAAGCCUCUCGCACAUUGUUUGAGGUAGGUGCUUACAAAAGAGACAAGGAAGGUGAUUCAACUUUAAAUAAACCUGGUGAAAGCUCUGUUCAAAGCACUGCUGAAGAAGAAGAAGACACAAACGUGCUUCGAGAUGUAGUUGAUGAUGAUGAUGAUGAUGAUGAUGAUGAUGAUGAUGAUGAUGAUGAUGAUGAUGAUGAUGAUGAUGAUGAUGAUGAUGAUGAUGAUGAUGAUGAUGAUAAUUUUUGUUAG